This is a messenger RNA of Mytilus californianus (California mussel), 2084 nucleotides long. RefSeq names its product adenosine receptor A1-like. The transcript has a single exon. Lineage: Eukaryota; Metazoa; Mollusca; Bivalvia; Mytilida; Mytilidae. Gene Ontology annotation, cellular component: membrane. Gene Ontology annotation, molecular function: neuropeptide Y receptor activity. The record is from RefSeq and is a predicted model, not a curated record. Bases 121 to 1317 code for a protein of 398 amino acids. Gene Ontology annotation, biological process: G protein-coupled receptor signaling pathway.
AGUCAUUUAGUUAAAAGAAGAAAACAAUGCACAUGAAACAUCUUUAGACUAGUAUCUAUCCUAAUUGUACCUAAAUAUUUGUCUUAUUAUUAAAACUGUUACAAUACCACUGAAUACAGGAUGGAAACGCAAGAGGAAAUCAGCCAUGCUCAGACAUUUGGCGAGACCAACAUUAAUGUAUCGACAUCAAGCCACUUUUUCUUCAAAAAUCUUACAGAAGUUUCUACAUCCAAAUCAUUUCUUGUGGACAAUACAACAUCAUUAGAAGAGGACUAUGAGAAUCUGAAUAAGAAUUUGGAUGUUAUUUUUGGAGUUAUCUCUCUUGUGAUCACACCUCUGGUUAUUGGUGGCAAUGCUUUAGUUAUUAUCUCCCUCUUCAAAUUCCGCCGAUUACGGACCACUACGAACAUGUUCAUUGGAAGCCUUGCACUGUCUGACUUCUUACUCGGACUACUGACUCUACCAAUGUAUGCACUAUUUUAUCUAAACACUGGUAUGAACAAGUGGAAAUACUUAUGUCUCUUUAAGUAUUCAUCAGUCAUACUUUCCAUGAGUUCAUCGUUGAUAAACCUUGUAGUAAUAGCAGUUGAUCGCUACAUUGCAAUUUUACACCCGUUGAAAUACCAAAUACUAAUGACUAAACAGAGAGCAAAAAAAAUUAUAAUAUGUGUUUGGAUUUACCAUGGUAUUAUUGGCUCUCUGCCAAGCUUUGGCUGGAACAAUUAUGAUAAAUAUAACGGCACCGUGUGUGACUUUUUUGUCGUUCUACCCCAAGCUUACUCGCUGUUCACAGCACCUACAACAAUUCUAGUAGGCUUACUGAUUUCACUAUACUUAUAUUGCCAUAUUUACAAAGUGGCUCGAGAACACAAUAAAAAGAUGGUAGAAAGGAAAGGGACACAACUGAAUCGUCAAUUCUCAAAAGACACAAAAUCGGCGAAAGCAAUGGUCAUCAUUCUGUUUUUCUUCUUCAUAUUUUGGGUGCCUUUCAUGCUAGCGGGACCAUUGAAAUAUGUGAAGAUUGCCAAAAAUCUGUUCAACAUAAUAAAAAACUUUGCACUGAGCCUGGCCAUGUGCAAUUCUGCUAUUAAUCCAUUCAUGUACUGUUGGUUAAGAAAAGAUUUCAAGUGUGCUUUUCAGGACCUGAUAAAAAAUUACAUAUGUUCAAAAAUACCCAAACCCGACUGGUCAAGCAGUACAAAUAACAGUGAAGAUGAAGGAAAACAUACAGAACAAAAUUUGCAUAUUUCAACAAUUGAUUUAAAAAUACAACAAAAUAACACAGUAGAUUCUUGUUUUACUGUAAAUGGAAAUUAAAAUUUUAAAAUGCUGAGAAUAACACACAAAAGCAACAUCUGUAUUGUAUCGUCAUCACUUGAAUUGUAAGUAUUUUUUGAAGAAUGAUUUUUUUACUUUGUAAUAAAGCUAGAGAAUCCAUACAUUUUAGAGGUCUUACAUAUUCUAGAUCUUGAAGUGAUCAAAUAUACCAAUUUACAAUAAGCACCUUGGUCAUUUAUUCUCUCUCAAAAAAAUAUGAAAUUGAUUAACAGGUGUCACAUCUUAUCCAGUCCUAAAGAACAUUUGUUAAUUAACUUGAAGUGGAAACAAAUGAAGAAAAAGUACAAUCUAUAAUCAUUGAACUUUUAAUGAUAUUUUUAAAAUUUGGUGUAAAAUGAUCACAUGUUUUACAUCUUGAUUAUUAAUACCUGUAAGAUCAUAACAGAACAGUCCUAUGAUGUACAUUACAAUUCAUUAUUGUUUUAAAUAUAGUCCAGAUUGUCCAUUAAUUGACUCAGUAUAUAUAUUUAUCCUCUUAUUGUGGUUAUCAUCAUUUAUUAUAGUUCUUAUCAUCAAUAACAUCAUAAUUUCAGUUUUUAAUACUGUAAAUUCAGAAAUUAUUGCGUGCAUUUAUUAUUGCGAUUUUGUCAUUUUAGACUAAAAUGGGAUUUUAAUUUUUGCGAUAUUCAGAAAAAUCCUGUUUGAUUCAUAUAAAAAAUUUCAAAAUGCGAGUUUUAAUUAUUGCGAUGAUAACCCUGUCGCAUUUUUUGCAAUAAUAAAAACAUCGCAAUAAUUUCUGAAUUUAC